Molecule: messenger RNA, 1149 nt
Organism: Eucalyptus grandis
Lineage: Eukaryota; Viridiplantae; Streptophyta; Magnoliopsida; Myrtales; Myrtaceae
Product: protein FAR1-RELATED SEQUENCE 7-like
Exons: 1
Coding region: 1-1149 (382 amino acids)
Biological process (GO): regulation of DNA-templated transcription
Molecular function (GO): zinc ion binding
Source: RefSeq, a predicted model, not a curated record
AUGAUCUGUGCAGUAUUUUGGGGACUUAAUAAUCACCGGCAGCGCAUCAUAUUCGGAUGUGCUUUCUUGGUCGAUCAAACUGUGGGUUCAUUAAAUUGGUUGCUCCGGAGUUUCGUCGAAGUAAGCUGUCACAAACCGAAGACGAUUAUUACUGAAGUCAGUGAAGAAAUUGCCGAUGCCUUAAGGGUAGUCUUGCCAGAGACAGCCCAUUGUUUGCAAUUUUGGUCUAUCUUGAACGGUUUUAAGAACUUGUCUACUUUGAGUGAUCGAGCCAGUGUCGGCAACCUCUUCAGGGACUGCGUCUUCCAUGUCCACUCGCAGGUAGAAUUCGAGUUUAAAUGGAAUUCUUUUAUAGGAAAGUACAAGCUACAUGAAAAUAGGUGGUUUGCUUCUUUGUAUGGAAUGCGUGAGAAAUGGUCUCAUGCGUUCACAAAGAACGUGUUCUCAGCUGGCCUCAUCUCGAUACAAAACAAUGAGGAUGCUCGUGCUAUUUUUGGGAAUCUCUCCUGCAAGACCAUGACACUAUCCCAAUUUGCACAACAGUGUGAAAAGAUGGCCGAGCACAUGCGUCGGAAAGAAUUUCUGGAGGACAUGCGUUGCGAGAAAAUCUCGGCGAAUUUGCAAUCCAAGAAUCCGGUAGAGAAAGAAGCUGAACGCUUGUAUACUAAACCGAUCUUCAACAUGUUUCAAAAGGAGUUGAGCAAUAUCCUAUCACUGUCAAUUGAAGAAAUCGGGGGCAAGGCGACUCUUCGUGAGUUUAAAUUGACCGAACAAGGCAGCAUGAACAUAGACACUGUCAAGUUUGAUCCUUCCAAUUCAACAUUGGUAUGUAGCUGUGGGAAGUUCGAGUCAGUCGGUAUUUUAUGCUUUCAUGCUUUGAAAGUACUCAAUUUUAUGAAUAUAUUCAAUAUACCGUCUCGUUACUUACUGAAACGAUGGACGAAAUCUGCCAAAGACAGCCUUCCACUGGACAGCCCCCGCACAGGCACUGCACGUGACGGAGGUCCUGAUAAUUUGUUUAUGGGUGAGUUUAUGCGACAGGCUUUGCAUGUCGCCUAUAUGUCUGUAAAUAAGAAGAGGAAGAGAAAAGCUAUGGCGAUCAUGAAAUCUGCAUUGGAGGACAUUGCCAAGGUUCCGAAGACAGAAUAA